AUUCCUCAAGAGCUGUGUGAUAUUUACAGCCUCGUCAUGCUGAACCUCAGUGACAAUUUGUUGGACGAACUCCCCCCUGGAAUUGGUAGGUUGGCAAGGCUUCAGAAUUUGCAUCUUUGUGGGAACAGACUUGGUUGCCUCCCAUAUGACAUUACAGAACUUCAGAACCUACAGAGGCUUUCUCUGGAAAGGAAUCAAUUCACUACAAUUCCGGAUUUCUUGAGGUUGUUG
This is a messenger RNA of Guillardia theta CCMP2712, 231 nucleotides long. RefSeq lists its product as hypothetical. The annotation marks the transcript as partial. The transcript has a single exon. Lineage: Eukaryota; Cryptophyceae; Pyrenomonadales; Geminigeraceae. The record is from RefSeq and is a predicted model, not a curated record. Gene Ontology annotation, molecular function: protein binding.